Messenger RNA from Archocentrus centrarchus (flier cichlid), 2635 nucleotides. RefSeq names its product coiled-coil domain containing 51 (gene ccdc51). NCBI's taxonomy places the organism in Eukaryota, Metazoa, Chordata, Actinopteri, Cichliformes, Cichlidae. The record is from RefSeq and is a predicted model, not a curated record. The transcript has 7 exons. Bases 221 to 1507 code for a protein of 428 amino acids.
CAGUAUUGUAGAAAACCGGUAUGUUUGCUCUGCUGUAUUGCUGUGUUACCGGAGUCCCAAACACUUUAAAGGUUAAGAAAAGUCAGUUAGCCGGUAGCUGUUAGCAACAUGGAGCUAACUGGGAUGAAGCAGGUACCUGUUACAGUGUUGGCUGCAGUGACGGUGAAUCUCUGACUAUAUUUAACCUGCGCUGCUGCUGCUGCUGCUGCUGCUCUUCUCAAUGAGGUACAGAGGGGCUCAGCUCUGUCUCUGGGCUCAUGGCUCAUGCUGUCUGUCCCGCUCCUCACUGCCUGGCAGAAUGACUCAGGUUCGAACUUACAGUGCUCUCCGUCAGCCUGGCUCACCAUCACCACCACCACCCAACAGCCCUGCCCCUCCUGAAGGAAAAAGAGGAGCUGAGCUUCUAAAGGAGCGUGCCCUGGCUGCCUUACAGCACACAGGUGAGCUGGGGCGGCAGUGGGGUCAGAGGUCGGCUCAGGCAGGCACCGCCGCAGUCAACCAUUGGUGGGAGAAGUACGAGGAGUUUGUGGGGUUGAAUGAGGUCCGCGAGGCUCAGACAAAGGUCACUGAGGCUGAGUCAGCAUUCAUGGUGGCCAGAGGGAUGGUGCGUGAGGCUCACGCUAGCCUGGAGGUUCAGCAGAGCAGGCUGAAGGAGAUCAGAGACCGACUGGACAGAGUCUCCAGGGAAGAGGCACACUACCUGGAGCUGGCCACAAUGGAGCACAGACUGCUGCAGGAGGAGCGCCGCCUCCGGACAGCGUACGAGAACGCGGAGGGUUUGGAGAGGGAGAAGUUCGCCUUAUUUUCAGCAGCCGUUAGAGAAAGCCACGAGAAGGAGAGGACGAGAGCGGAGCGCACCAAGAACUGGUCCAUCAUCGGCUCGGUCCUCGGAGCCCUGAUUGGGGUCAUGGGAUCAACAUAUGUGAACCGAGUCCGCCUGCAGGAGCUGAAGAAUCUGCUGCUGGAGGCCCAGAAAGGUCCAGAAAGCCUACAGGAAGCCCUCAAAGUGCAGGCUGGAAACCAUCGGUCCCAGCAGGACGAGCUCCGGUCGCUCAUCGACAGCCUCAGAGUCACUCUGAGUGAAGCCUUCACGCAGAGGAGCGCCGUUAGCCAGGACCAAGAAGGCCCAGCCCCACACUCGCCUUCUGUGUCUCUUUCAGUGUUAAAAGACCUCCACAUAGGAAGCCAAAGGACCAAGUCCCUCCUGGAGUCCCUGCCACCGCAACUGGGACAACUGGAACACGGGCUCGGGAGAGUUGAGAGCGAAGUGUCAACAGUGAGGAAGCUGCUGGAGGCCAAACCGCAGCUUCAAACACGAGCUGGUCAGCCGCUCCACGAGAGACCAGCAAGAGCUGAGUCUGAGGCGGUGGUGAGGAGCCUGGAGGAGACCCAGAGGACUCUGGGAGAGAGAAUCAGGACAAACACUCUUUACAAUGCAGUGUUUGCCUACACCGCCACCGCCAUCACCGUCUCUGCUGUCUACCUGCUGCUCAGAGGACCUGGUUAGAUGGAUACCUCCAGUUUGAAUAUGUAUGCUUGUACUGGAAGGCUGUGAGGCACUGGGAGGAAUAAUCUGAGCAAAUCAAUGCAAAUUACAAACCACAGGAACUCAGUUCCUGUAAUGAAGUGGCUGCAGGUGUUGGUGUGGGUUUCUCAUCUACCUCUGCUGCUGACUGCACUGAUGAGGACGAUAUCAGGAGAACACAUAGAGCACUGUUGGUGUGUGAUUGUCAUGAUUGGAAGAGAACAGCUGAGCAGAAAUGAUGUUUGUUGUCUAAACUGAACAAACUGCUGAAUCAGAUUUCCCCAGAACAAAAACCCACAGGAAGCAUGAGUCAGGGUUAUUACAGUUUAAUUAACAGACCUCUGAAGAAUAUAAAUUAACCAAAGUGAUAACAAUGAGCUGAUCUAAAUUUAGACGUGUCGAAUCAGCCUGAAGAGGCUUUUUGGUGAACGUGUUUAUUAUUCUGAACAUCUUAAAUGUCUCCUGAGAUUCCACCUGUAAUAAUGAAAAAGACUAAAACAGAGACCUGACUCCACUCCAACACAUUGUUGAGGUGACUUAGUUUGAUUGAUUAGAUGAUGUAAGCUGAUACAUUCCCGGGGGCAUUAUCUGCUGCUUGUCACUUUGCCCGUAUUCAUUCUCUAUUAUUUAUCUUUAGCUGCUAAAUUUUCCACUACAUUUAUCUCUGUGUGGUGCUUUUAGAGCUUUCUGCUCAGAAAUCAGCUGCCUGCUGUGGCUGAAAAUAAAGCCACGAGGGCGGUGAGAGUGAACCACAGAGGGCUGCUAAACAAUGAGUAGUUCAGAAGUAAAAAGAAAAAUCAACACGUGUAGCUGUCCACAUCAAAUAUGAAUCGAAAUAACAUAAUCUAUUGGUUCUCCAAGUGAAGUGACUUUACUGAUGCAGAUAUGGGGCCAAGUUAUUCCAGUGCCAUGAGAGUUUUCAGCAUCUUUGUCAUCCUCAGCCUUGGAGCUCAUCCUCAGCUCUCCAGGCUAAAGCAGAAAACUGACACGAGCUGGACUUCAUUUUACUGGGAUUAGAUUUAGAUCUGAAAACCUGUAUUUUUGAUUUCAUGACAUUGUGUUUAAGAUCAGGAUCAACAGAAACAAUAAUGAGAACUGUUUUCAUUAAAG